Heterocephalus glaber (naked mole-rat) is the source of this 1798-nucleotide messenger RNA. The record is from RefSeq and is a predicted model, not a curated record. Lineage: Eukaryota; Metazoa; Chordata; Mammalia; Rodentia; Bathyergidae.
UGCACCACCCAGAAUUCUACUUUUUAUUCUGUUCCAUUCAGCCAGGCAAGGCUGAUUUUGUGUAUUAUGUCUUUUGUUCCCUGUGGAUUUAAUUUCAAAUUGUAGCUGGGGAUUUAGCUCAGUGGCACCAUGCCUGCCUUACAAGCGCAAGGUCCUGAUCUUGAUCUCCGGUACCAAAAAAAAAAAAAAAAUUUCAAAUCGCAGAGAAAAAAAGAGAGCCAUAGAUCCUUUGUCCAGAUUUUUUCUUUAAAACAGCUUUCCAGCUAAGUAGAAAAAAGACAAAAUAAAGCAAGACCCUAUCCCUGCAAUUCUGCUCUUCUAUCAAUACCCGUUUUCCUACCAUUAGAGAGGAAGUACAAGCUCAAGAGUUCCAAAGGCACCAGUAGUUGCUUCCCAGGUAACCUAAAGCAGGAUUUUAUUUCAGCAUAAGAACAAAUUCCAUUUAUCGAGCAUCAGCUUUGCCAGCCAUGAUACAAAUUUCUUUUUAUAGCAGCAUAUUAGCCUCCUCUCUCUGCCACACAAGCCUGCAGCCACUGAGCUCCAGGACUGCUGUUAGCAGUGUCCCCGAGGCUUCACUCUCUCCCAGCAUCCUUCUCUGUAUGAGUUUACCAGUUGUCCUUUUUCUUCCCUUCCAGAGUCUACUGGGCCUGUUCUGCCUAGGACUUAGAAGAUGAGCCCAGCUAUUGGACAAGGAGCCAUAAUUGGAGUGGAUUUUAUGAUUAAGACAGUGGAGAUUAAUGGUGAAAAAGUCAAGCUCCAGAUCUGGGACACUGCAGGUCAAGAGAGAUUUCGGUCCAUUACCCAGAGCUAUUACCGUUUUUCUGAUGCUGGGGAUGGAACCCAGGGCCCUGCACAGGCUAGGAGCCCAGGAGAAGUCCUGCCAUACCAACAGGUUGCCUCACAUGGCCACUUAUUUCUCUGGGCUCCGAGGAAGUCCUCUCGCUUACAAAUCAGAGGAGGAGCUCGGGGUCUCGCUGUCACUGGGAAUGGCCGCUGUCCUCGUCAGGGGAGCUCUGAUCUUCACCGUGAGCAUCACUUCCUGGCUUCAGUGCAGAUCCCUCAGCCUGGUGGCACAAAUCCUUCACAACACCGGCACAGGUUUUCCGGCUUCCACCACUGGCCUUUGGGCCCUCCCGGUGCAGCUCCUCGAUAUGGAGAAGCAUGAGUUAUUGCUGUGGGCUCUAAGGCUCUGGCUGGACUCCUGGAGGACAUUGCCUUGGGCUCUAGGCCUUCCGCUGGACUUGUGCGGGACACUGCCGUGGGAUCCAGGCCCUCAGUUGGAUUCUUUGGGUCUCUAGAGUGAGCUAGAUCUCUUGCACCCCUCUGCAUUUGACUUUUUGGGUGACUAUUAUAAAAUAAUCCUCUAUAUUAUGUGUCCUGUAUUAAAUCUAUUUCCCUUCCAAACCCUGACUACAACACUGUGCAACCAUGUAAAAAGGUAUCAUCCUUAACCUUGGCUUCACUAUUUAUUUUUGUGGUAUUGGGGAUUGAACUCAGGACCUUGUGCUUUUGAGGCAGGCACAGCACGGCAUGGCACCAAUGUGCUAAAUCCUUGGCCCCAGGUUUCACUGUUUAUAAAAUGAGUACACAGGACUAUGUCAUCCCUAAUGCCUCGGUAGUACCCCAACUCAGUACUUUUUCACUUGUUUCGGUGGUACUAGGGAUUAAACCCAGGGCUUCACACAUGCUAGGCAAGCACACUAGUGCUCAAUCACAUCCCUAGACUUUAAAAUUCUUACUUUGAUGGGGCUGGGGAUUUAGCUCAGUGGUUUUGCCACCUGCUGCGCAAGCGCAAGGA